AUGGCCUUUCUAAAGCUCUGUUGCAACCGUGACGCCCCCGAAGAUGAGCCCUCCCAGCCACCUCGGCCGCAGCAGAAUAAUCAAGUAGAAAGCAAGCCACAGUCGCAAUCGGCGCCUGUCCCAAAACCACCAGCCCCAACUGAAGAUGUUAAGCCAUCUACAGUCGUUCCAAACGGUGCCGCAGUAACACCACUGGCCCCAACGCCUAGUCUUGCCGGGGAAAUUUGGGACCGGGCUUAUAAUAACCUCCGCGAUGGCGAUGAAACGGAAUCCAAGUUAGUGCAAGAGUACGAAAAAAUUCUUACUCGCGAGCUCAAAGACGACGAUGAUGGGUCCGGAACAGCGUCGGCGUCGUUGGAAGGAGUUGAAAAUGCAAUUGAGCAGCACAACCCGGACAAACGCCGAGCGCAGAUGCGAGGCAUCAUCGAUGCCGGCUUGAAAAAGACGGAAAAACAAGCCAAUGCAAAGAGUGUGAUGGGUACCAUUCUCGGAGGCAUUGCGCCUGUGACGGAUAUCAUCGCCGAGGCCAUAUCCGCGUCGCCUCAAGCUGCUCUUCCAUGGGCUGUUGUCACGACAACUUUGAAACUUUUGGACAACCCUGUUGCGGAGUCUGCAGCUCAACGCACAGGAGCUGCGUAUGUCACCAAAAGGAUGAGCUGGUACUGGAGUCUGUGUGGUGUUUUGCUCAAAAAGGACAACGCCCUGGACGGCGGCCCAUCGGAAGGAAUGCGUGAUAUGCUGGAAGCAGACUUGGUCGAGCUUUAUCAGCAGCUUCUAUUGUUUCAGAUGAGAACUGCCUUGGCUUGCUACGGAAACCAGACUUUGAAUUUCUUAAAGGAUCUGAUCAAGGGUAGUGACUGGCAAGGAAGUUUGACUGAUAUUCAAGAUGCGGAGAAGACUUUCCGAGAAAAUUCCCAGGUUUACGAUACCCAGAAGAUCACAGCUUCUUUUGACAAAGCUCUUCAGCUGCAAGAAAGCCAGCUCCGCAAAAAAUUCCGCCAGGAAAAGAAAUAUCUCCUGAACUGGAUCACUACGAUUGAUUAUGGCCCUCGACAAAGUGACCACUUUGAUAAACGCAACGAGGGGACUGGGUUGUGGCUGAUGGAGUCUGAUGAAUUCAAGACAUGGCAACGCGAGAAUGGAAAGGCUCUCAUAUAUCAUGGAAUACCUGGUGCCGGUAAAACCAUCCUGACAUCUGUCGUUGUGGAGGAGAUGAGCACAAAGUAUUACACCGACGACACUGUUGGAAUUGCCUAUCUGUACUGCCAAUUCGAUCAACAGGAUCUGCGACCUAUUGAUUUAUUCCUCAGUCUGCUGAAACAGCUUACUGAGGGACUUCGUUUCAUCCCUGCUCAUUUGGAAGAGCUUCACGAUCGUCGAAGUGGAAACGAGCGACCAACUUUUGCUGAUGUCCUAAAGGCAUUGCGAUCAACCAUCUCCGAAUACUCAAAAGUUUUCAUUUUCAUUGAUGCGCUGGACGAAUGCCCCGUGACUAAUGGGAACCGUAGAGACUUUUUGUUAUCUGGACUACUCCCAAACCUAUUCACCUUGCAGACUGAAUGUGGUGCAAAUAUCUUUGCAACGUCACGAGAAGUCCCAGAAAUUAUUGAAAUGUUCGACAGAGAAGCAUGCACAAGAUUGCCGAUCCGCGCCAGCGAUGAUGAUAUUCGGAUCUUUUUGGACACUCAAAUGAGAAGUCUACACCCGCUCGUUUUAGAGCGACCUGACCUGCAGGAGCAGAUCAAGAGUCGAAUUGUCGAAGCAGCACAGGGAAUGUUUCUACUUGCCAAACUUCAUCUAGACUCUCUAAAAGGACUAAGUUCUCCCAAAAAGAUUAGAACUACUUUGGAUAAACUUCCAUCCGGUUUAAAACAAUUGGACGAUGUCUAUGAGGGCGCUUUGACGAGAAUUGACAACCAAACGACCGAUGACCAGGCUCUUGCAAAGAGAGCCCUAGCGUGGAUCACCUUUUCAAGAAGACAGCUGACCCAGUCAGAAUUGGAUCACGCCGUUGCGGUGGAGAAUGGUUCUACAGAAUUCGACAAGGAGAAUCUUUCUGGAAUUUCAUACAUAAGCUCCGUCUGUGCUGGCUUGGUCACGAUCGAUGAGAGCAGUGACCAAGUUCGCUUGGUCCAUUAUACAACCUAUGACUUCUUGAUACGCUUUUUGCCUCCAUGGUAUCCGGCUGGGAAUAAGGGGGUUGCUAGGAGCUGUGUCACAUAUUUGUCAUUUAACAAAAUUGUAACAGAGCCUGCUAACGACUGUUCAAAGGAAGAGAUAUGGCUGGGCGGUCUAUAUCAGUAUUCUGCACAAAACUGGGGUUAUCAUGCCCGCACAUCUCCCAUCGACGGGGAGGAUUUGGUUGUAGAUUUCCUUGAAGAUGCGUCCAAAGUAUCUACCUGUAUCACAAGAAUGUCCGGAAAGACUGCCCCACUCGAAGUCGAAAAUAUAAAAAAGGCAGCAGGGAUACACGUCGCGGCGUACUGGGGACUGACCGAAUCCCUACGAGCUUUAUACGAGCGGUUAAAAAAGGAUCCAGAUUUAAAUACCGGAGCCGUCCUUGAGGCUCCAGACGUCGUCGACCGGACGCCACUGAUACUGGCCGCCGAGAACGGACAGGCAGAGGUAGUCAAGCUGUUGAUAGACAUGGGCGUCAACAAGGAGGCGCAAGAUAACGAUGGCAGGACAGCGCUAUAUGCGGCAGCAGAACUAGGGCAUGAGAAUGUAGUGAAGCUACUGCUAGAACUGGGCGCCAACAAGGAGGGCGCAUACGAGUACACGCCCCUAGGAGUGGCCGUGGAAGAAGGCCAUUGGACAGUGGCGAGGAUACUACUAGACAACGGCGUCAACCCCGAAGGCACAUCUGGCGAGUAUUGCAAGACGGCCCUACUAUCAACCGCAUCGUGGGGGAAUGCAGACAUGGUGAAGCAGCUGCUAGACAAAGGCGCCAACAUAAAUGCUGUUGAACCCGACUACAGUUGGACGGCGUUGACGCGGGCCGCAGAAAAUGGAAAUGAGGCGGUGGUCAAAGUUCUACUUGGUUACGAUGCCCUUGACAUAGAGGCUUACGACGAAUACAACCAUGGCUCGGCGCUUUUCCUCGCUGUGGCUAACGGGCAUGAGGCCGUGGCAAAGCUGCUGCUGGAAAAUGGCGCCAACUGGCAGGCCAAGAACGAAGAUGAAGAGACGCUACUUGAUAUUGCGGUCUUUAAUGGGAAUGAGGAGAUGGUGAAGCGACUUUUGCCAAAAAUCGACCUAGACAUGUGGCACUAG
Molecule: messenger RNA, 3273 nt
Organism: Talaromyces rugulosus
Lineage: Eukaryota; Fungi; Ascomycota; Eurotiomycetes; Eurotiales; Trichocomaceae
Exons: 2
Coding region: 1-3273 (1090 amino acids)
Molecular function (GO): protein binding
Source: RefSeq, a predicted model, not a curated record